CUCAUGUGGUGUUGAGUUCGAAGCUGAUCCCAUUUUCCAGCCAUGGCUGCUGCCACUAUCUUUGGAACUGCGUGCUGUCUAAGAAGAGCAGCUCAGCUAUUUGCAAUCUCUCAUUCUCAUACUCUCCGCAGUAACGCCGCCCUCUCUUUUCAAAGGAACCUUUGCUCCAAUCUUCUCUCUGUUUCUACUUCUUCAGCUUCAGGUGUAAGCCAGACUGUACAAGCUUUAAAAGGAGACGUUGACUUGUUACUCAAGGGAGUAGGAGAUCGAAGUAUAACAAAAGAAGUGAAACAUAUUCUUGAGAUGGCUAGACGAGCAUCAUUAAAGCGAGAGAUUCUCCAUACAGAUUUUCUAACCCCUCCAGUGCUAAAGGAAUCUAUGCAAGUUUUGGAAAAAUUAGCAGACGUGAAAGCAAUUGCUCAAGGAGGUUAUCCUCAGGCUGAACGUUGUCGGAUUUCUGUUGGACAUCCAGAAGAACUGACCAGUGAUCCAGAUAUUAUUUCAGCAUUAAGCAUCACAGGGAACUUCCAGUUUGAACCUUGCUCGCAUGGUGACUUCCUUGGCUCAAUUCUUGGUACAGGAAUUGUCAGGGACAAACUUGGAGAUAUUAUAUUGCAGGGAGAGCAGGGUGCUCAGCUAAUUGUUGUACCAGAACUCGUUGAAUUUCUCAUGUCAACACUGGUUAAGGUUCGUAAUGUUCCUGUGUCUUGCACCAAGAUACCAUUAAUUUCUCUAGAUUAUGAACCACCAAGAACAAAAUCAUUCAAAACUAUAGAGGCAUCGCUAAGAGUGGAUGCACUGGCAAGUGCUGGAUUUAAGGUUUCGCGUUCAAAGCUAGUUGAAAUGAUCAGCAAUGGUGAUGUGCGUAUCAACUGGAUCCCUGUUACUACCAAAGGAACCACACUCAAGAGUGGGGAUAUUGUAUCAGUUAGUGGAAAGGGAAGAUUAAAGAUAGGAGAAAUAAACUCGACAAAGAAAGGAAAGUUUGCAGUGGAACUCAUUCGGUAUUUGUAGAAGUUUAGCAAGAGUUACCUUCACUAGGUAGUAUAAUUGUCUACAAGACAUAAUUUUUGGUGGGAAGCUUUGCUUGCCCUUAUGCAAGUAAAACUUGUGAAGAGAGAAAAAGUGUACAGAAAGAACAUUCAUCUUUGAAUAUUAUUACUCACUCCAUUUCAAGACUAUUGAUCUUCACUCUUAAGCCAAGGGAGAGGAUACCUGUACAAUUGUAUUUGAUAGUGAUUUAGAGCAUAUCAAGAAUCACUUUCAACUCAUGACCACAUUUUUCUUUUAAAUAAAUAUUUUCUCAA
Cajanus cajan (pigeon pea) is the source of this 1307-nucleotide messenger RNA. RefSeq names its product RNA-binding S4 domain-containing protein. The record is from RefSeq and is a predicted model, not a curated record. Lineage: Eukaryota; Viridiplantae; Streptophyta; Magnoliopsida; Fabales; Fabaceae. Gene Ontology annotation, molecular function: RNA binding.